Paramuricea clavata is the source of this 312-nucleotide messenger RNA. The record is from the annotation of a GenBank genome assembly. Lineage: Eukaryota; Metazoa; Cnidaria; Anthozoa; Malacalcyonacea; Plexauridae.
AUGAGUAAAAAACUGAACUGUGAAACACAAAUGUUAAAUUGCACCAAGGAAGACCUACAACUUAAGCGGAAAAUUUCAGAUGGUAUGGAUAAAUCUGAUGCUGAGCUGUCAGAAACAAUGAAUAAAGUACAUAAAACUAUGGAAUCUAUUGGAGAUAGUAUCAAGCAAGGUUUUACAUUGAUGGCAGACAUCUUAAAGCAAACCCAAGCUCCUGUCACCGACUCCUUCCCUUCUCUAUAUGCUAACUAUCAUUUUCCAGCUUCACAAGCCACUCAAAACUUGCCGAAUAAUUAUUUUGGACAACCCAGACAG